Messenger RNA from Aspergillus ibericus CBS 121593, 425 nucleotides. RefSeq lists its product as uncharacterized. The transcript has a single exon. The record is from RefSeq and is a predicted model, not a curated record. NCBI's taxonomy places the organism in Eukaryota, Fungi, Ascomycota, Eurotiomycetes, Eurotiales, Aspergillaceae. The coding region runs from base 111 to 392 and encodes 93 amino acids.
GUUCCUGACACGUCUGGCGUAAUCAUGUAAUGCAGCAAAGCAACGGUGUGAGAUAAGCGGCGUUGCCCCAAGGGAUAGUUCUUCUCGUGACUCAAUUCGACUCGAAAUGAAUGAUUCUAAUGAUUGGUUACCAGAGACUCAUCUGGCUUUGCUUCGUAUGGCUAGGUCGGUCUCGCGUAAUGAGUGGUUCGAUUCGCGACGUUGCGCGACUGUUGUUGCACAGAUUGAGAGAGCGCAAGUGCUUAACAGGGCGAUUCAGAAUAAUUGAGGGAGGGGCACACAAGGGUGAGGGAAAAUCUAUUCUUGGAAAGGGAGUGUCUUCCCAAAGCAGAAAAAGAAAGGAGAGAGAUCGGAAUCGUAAGAUCAAGACCGACUGGAAGGGAAAUGACUGAUGAUGGGGGUGGUGGUGGUGCGCUCCGAGAAGC